AUUGCAUAAGAUGUUCGGAGUGGAAACGGCACCCUCCUCCUCCUCCUCACCGCAAGCGGGAAACGCCUUUAGGUACAGAAUUAUGAGUGAUGUACUUGCUCCAUGUGGAUUUGGGCCAUCAGAGGGGUGUAUAAAAGGGGGACAGAAAUCAGAGGGAACCGCUGCUGAAGCUACCGAUCAGAGAUGGCGGAACCUCUUCAGGCACUCUCAGUAAAUCGUACAAUACCAACCGUAGUUGGUUUCACAGCCUUCCUUGAUGAAAGCCUGGAUGCCUCCAACACUGAUGCUGUAAUUGUCUACGGAACAGUCAUCACUAACGUUGGCAAUGCCUACGAUCCUCAAACAGGCAUAUUUACAGCUCCAGUUGGAGGACUGUACUCCUUCAGCUUCUCUGGAGCCACAUGGACGCAAACAGACCUGAAGCAAGAACUGCAUAUGAACAAGAAGCGUGUGACCACCAUCUACGGUAGCGGAGGAGGGAGAUUUGUGGCUGCUUCCAAAUCAAUCACACUGCAACUCAACCAAGGAGACACAGUCUACGUUGUAAUAAAGAAGGAAUCGAGUGCCUUUGAGAACCGCGAUUACAAAAAAAACCACAACACUUUUAGUGGCUUUCUGCUGUACCCACUGUGAAAAAAAGGGAAAGUG
Colossoma macropomum (tambaqui) is the source of this 648-nucleotide messenger RNA. Its product is annotated as complement C1q-like protein 2. Bases 184 to 633 code for a protein of 149 amino acids. The record is from RefSeq and is a predicted model, not a curated record. Lineage: Eukaryota; Metazoa; Chordata; Actinopteri; Characiformes; Serrasalmidae. Gene Ontology annotation, molecular function: protein binding. The transcript has 3 exons.